Messenger RNA from Peronospora matthiolae, 936 nucleotides. The record is from the annotation of a GenBank genome assembly. Lineage: Eukaryota; Oomycota; Peronosporomycetes; Peronosporales; Peronosporaceae.
AUGCUCGGCCGUAUCGCUCUCCGCAAGUCAGCAGCCAUCAGUGCGUCCUCUAAACUGACGUGUACCCACCUGCUCCGUGCCGCGACUUUGCACACCACUGGCGUGGUGGCCCAGAAGGACAAAGACGCGUCGGAAGCAGUCGCGGUCCCGACGCAAGGGCUGCUGGACCAAGCUGGACUCACGGACUGGAAGAUCUCGGCUCCGAUCAUUGGCGCGCUGGCGAUUCCUGCGAUUUCUAACCACUUUUACGUGCUGAACGAAGAGUCGCAGCUCGCGUGCUGCUUUCUGCUCUUUUGCUCGGCUAGCUACAAGUUUGGCGGGGAGAUGAUUGCCUCGUACUUUGACGACCGUGCUGCUGCGAUUCUUGGGGAACACAAUGCUGUCGAGGAUGCCAACUUGGAUCUGGCCAAGGCGACACUUGAGACGCACAUGUCCAUGCUCGAUAUCCAUGAGGACAUUGCUGCUGUGGCAGCUGCCCACAAGGAAGCCGUCGCGCUGCUGUGCGACGUGCAGGCCUACAAGUUGCGACACAAGACGCGCGAGACGUUUGUGAAGAACCUUGAGUCGAUUCGUGAGAUUGAGGCCAGCUACCAGCUCGAGCUUCAGAAGAGCAUGGUAGCGAACGCUACUAGCAAAGUGCGUAGUGUCGUUCAGAAGGGCGACAAGAAGCUGAAGGACGCUGCUUUCAAGCACGCCGUGGACAUCCUGGCUAAUGUUGACGUGGACGACAAGAAGGAGGACGACGUGGCUGCUCUCUUCACCAAGGAGCUGCGCGCCUACGCCACGGACCUUGAGGCCAAGCAAGGGCAGGUGGUUAGUCUCACGGAUGCCGAGCAGAGCGAGCUGCAGGCCGAUCUGGACGCCUACAUGCACCGUUUCGGCCUCGAGGACGCCGACUUUAAGGCCCCUAAGGAGAUCAAGCUCGAGCUCAUGUAA